Molecule: messenger RNA, 861 nt
Organism: Fusarium oxysporum Fo47
Lineage: Eukaryota; Fungi; Ascomycota; Sordariomycetes; Hypocreales; Nectriaceae
Exons: 1
Coding region: 1-861 (286 amino acids)
Biological process (GO): nucleobase-containing compound metabolic process
Molecular function (GO): nucleic acid binding; 3'-5' exonuclease activity
Source: RefSeq, a predicted model, not a curated record
AUGCAACCCUGGAAAAUGCCAACCUCAGAUGUAGAGGUCAUCAGCACAAUCCAAGGAGUAAAAUCUCUCGCCGAUGGUAUCGCAGUUCUCAACGCCUCCCAGAGAAACAGUCUCCCAUUACUGUACAUCGACAUUGAGCAAAAGAGUCUCGGCGGAAAUGGAGAACUCAACCUGUUGACGAUCCUGCUGUGCUAUGGGACAGAUUUUCGCCGACGAUUAUACCUUGUUGAUAUCAACGUCCUCGCGAAUCAGGCAUUCUCCACGCGAGGAUAUUACGGCGCCAGUUUACGAAGCAUCCUCAAUUCUCCAUCCUACCAGAAAGUCUUCUUUGGCGCGCGUCAUUCCUCUCAUAUUUUAUACGGCCAGUAUGGUAUAAAGUUGCAGAGUGUUCAUGACCUACAACUCAUGGAGAACGCUUGUCGGUCAAAGGUAGACAAGAGAGAGCAUUUGCAAACGUUCGAACCGUUGAUUCAGAAGUUACUCGUCCACGGCAAAUCCCGAAGAAGAUGGUUCGUAGACAAGUUCAACGGAGAGUGGCUGUACAGACACGGCCCUGGAGCACCGCAUAGAGUCUUUCAAAAACGCCCGGUUGUCGCGUACAUUCGACUAUACUGCUGCAGAAAUGUCCGAUUCAUGCCGGAGCUGUAUUCGAAGAUCUGUCGUACGACACCUCUGAUUAUGGAUCUCGUGGCUCAAGAGUCGCAGAACCGAGUUGAUGAGAGUCAGAAGGAGGAGUAUAACCCUUUUGCUUCUGGGCGGUUGACAAAUCCUUGGACUGCUGAGGAGAAUAAGAAGCUUGAUUGUUGGGCGGAGAUGAAUCCUGAUUUUUUCGAUUUGAGAUUGGGCAAUGGUGUUCUGUGA